Molecule: messenger RNA, 1414 nt
Organism: Prorocentrum cordatum
Lineage: Eukaryota; Dinophyceae; Prorocentrales; Prorocentraceae
Source: the annotation of a GenBank genome assembly
CGAGUUGUCAUGUUGGCACUCAGUCAUCUUUUCCCUGGGCUGCACCAAGUACUUGUGCCCUCUUGAGCGCCGCCCUUCGGCGGUGAACGCAGGGACCUAUUCCACACCUUUCAGCUCCCAUGGCCAAGGGCGAUGCCUCUGGACAGCGUUGGACCUGUACGAAGUGCGGAUGCAAGCGAAACCUGGGCCACUGGUGGAGAUGCAAACACUGCCGUUCGCCGUAUUCCACCUCAGGGGCUCCAGAGGAAAGUGACGACGCUGGGGCGGGCUGGAACGAAGGUUGGUGGGGCUGGGAGUCCUACGGUACGAGCAACACGGCUGACUCCUCGGUUCCGAUGGGUCUUCCUGCUUGUCCUGGGCCUCAAUGUCAUGCCCCUGGCACGUUCGCCCCAUCGACCAUCCAGCCCGACGCCAAGCUCGAGGAUAUCCAGGCCACCAUCGACACGCUCACCAAGGUUGGGGAUCGCGUUGGGGCAGCAUCCUACAGCAAGAUCCUCGAGCAGCGGAAGGCGAACCCCGCCUCAGUGGGUAAACAACUUCAUCUCCAGCAGCGCGUCUACACAGCUUUCCAGUCAGCACGCACCUUGGAGGGCAAACUGGAGAAGGCAGUGGCGCACUUUCAACGAUUGGAGACUCAGCUGGCUGAACAAAAGGACUGGGUCUCGAAGGUCAACGAUGAAUUGGUGGCCGCGGAGACGGAGCACCCAGUUGGUCCGUGCACUGCAUGCCAAACUUGUGGGCCGCCCAAUCCUACCCCGCCAGCUCCUGGCGCGAAUGUGGCCACCAUCCCGAUCGACGGCAUUUUGGAAGGCAAGUCGGAUCUACUUAUUUCAAUGGGAAGCUUCGGCCAGCUCGACGUCGGCAUCUACGAGUUGGACCAGCCUACACGCGACGAAGCAAUGCAGAGGAUGGAUAAGUUGCAUGCAGAUAUCAAGGCGGCCAUCGGAGUGCUCCUCGGGGACGCACCGGAAAAUAUCAAGGCGGCGAAGGAGGAACACCAAGCCCUUCUCGGCCGUCUACAGAAGAAGAAGCGGAAGGUCGAUGGAGCGGACGCCGAUGCAGAUCCUGCUGCAACAGCUGUUCCUCCAGCGCCGGCCGUGCCUGAGGGCGCGGCGCCCCCUUCUGAGCCAGUGCAGCCUGUGCCGGGCGCCCCUGCCUCUGGUUCCUCCUCAGGUGGCCCUGCGCCUUCCUCAGCGGAGGAGUCGACGCGUCGGGCCGCCCGCGUGGCAGCGGCCACUAUUUGGAAGCAAGGGGAACCCGCCCCCAGGAGGCGCAACCGCAGCUUGAGGGGGGGUCUUCUCCACGCCGAACUUUAGUAGUCUAGACGGGCUUAGCCAGCCCGCCAUUUCCCGAUUUUGGUCCAGGCUCACCCAGGUGAAACUGCGCGCUCGGCGGGUCCUUAACUUUUUGCCCC